CUCAGAAGUCAGAACACCAGCCCGAAAACAAAAACACGGCUUUCGCGUUCGGCUUCGCCUCUUCGCGGCUUUCUUGGCAUUCUCGCCAGCCUGUGACAACGGUUGACAACGGUCAAGUGCAGUCGCUCAAUCUUUUGCGUUCCGUGAAAAAAAUCUAUCCAAUUCAAGAUGCCUCCCAAGAAGAGGUCAAAGAAGCCCGCCUCCAGCUCAGACUCUGACUCUGGACCAGACGAUAAGGGCCCACUUGUGAAGAAGCCCGCUCUUUCCCCAUCCAAACCCAAGGGUCCCAAGGGGGAGGCUGGUGACGAGUCUUUUCCCUUGGAGAGAAACCGGUUUGUCACCGUCAGCGAGUUCAGAGGCUCUGUGAUGGUGGGCAUUCGUGAAUUUUAUGAGAAGGAUGGAGAACUGCUCCCAGGGAAGAAAGGUAUUUCUCUCACUGCUUCUCAAUAUCAGAAGUUGAAAGACCUCAUUCCUCAAAUUGAUGAAGCACUCAGCAAGCAUUAAUUCUUAGCUCAAUUUUAUUUUUAUGAUUACAUCAGAUGUCAUUUUUUGUUCAUUUCUUUGCCAGACUUCGUAACAUCUGUAUUUUACCUUUUUGUUAUGUCUGUAAUUUCCAAACAGAUGCUAUUUAAGUCAUUUUUUAAUAAACCUGAAUUCCUUUA
Molecule: messenger RNA, 662 nt
Organism: Thrips palmi
Lineage: Eukaryota; Metazoa; Arthropoda; Insecta; Thysanoptera; Thripidae
Gene: Ssb-c31a
Product: RNA polymerase II transcriptional coactivator
Exons: 4
Coding region: 169-504 (111 amino acids)
Biological process (GO): positive regulation of transcription initiation by RNA polymerase II
Molecular function (GO): transcription coactivator activity; DNA binding
Source: RefSeq, a predicted model, not a curated record